UGUGAUGUUAUGUGAUGAGAUGAUAUCUGAUGAGAUGAUGAUGUGCUAACAUGAUAUGUGAUUGAUGGUGCGCACGGCGUGAGGCUUUGGUGCGCAGCUGCUGCAUCUUCUACCCUCUAUCCCUCCUCCCACUCCUCCUUCCCAUCCCUUCUUCCUACCCCUCCUUCCUUAACUCCUGCACUUGUUGCAGCGCGGCGAUCACGUGACCGCGCUGCGCUUUGAACAGGCGUCAUAAAUAUGCAGCGGAGCGCGCGCGAUGCACAGCCCGAAGAGCCGCCGCACACGCACAGCGCGCGCUCCGCUCCCGGUGCGCCAAAGACCUGAGAGCGCGUGCAGUUUCGUUUCUUUUCUUUUUUUACACGUUUAAGCGUGUACAAUGUAAGUUUUUUAACAUCAUAUAGAGAUUUUUAUGUGAUUGGAUUAUUCUUUGGAGACGACCGGAGAACCCGGAGAUACCCAACAUCUGCGGGAACUAUGUGAAGGUUUCCUGAAACAUCCUCGGCCACAUUGUUCCCUCCUCAGCGGCAGACAUGAAGUCUGUUCUGGAUGGCGUGGCAGACACCACCUUCAGGACGAUCACCUCUGGGCUCCAGUACCUUGGGUCCAACGACGCCAGCUACGAUGACCCUACUAUCGACGCCGAUUUUGUCAAAGGCAGCUACUCGUUUCAGAAACCACCAUCUGCAUUCCGCAGCAGCUCCUUCUCGGAUAAAAUCGGGCCGGACGAGGAACUUAUCAUCAAAGGGCUUCCCUUUUAUCCCACCAACGGCACUGAUCUUUUUGGGAACCAGAGCCUGGGUGAGGAAGGGGCGAGUGUGCAGUGCGGGGAAAACUUCAUGGACAUGGAGUGCUUCAUGAUUCUGACUCCGAGUCAGCAGUUGGCUGUGGCAGUCAUGUCUCUGACCCUGGGGACCUUCACGGUUUUGGAGAAUCUGGUGGUUCUGUGUGUGAUCUUGCACUCACGCACACUGCGCUGCAGACCUUCAUAUCACUUUAUUGGUAGUCUGGCUGUGGCAGAUUUGCUGGGUAGUGUCAUUUUUGUGUACAGUUUCUUGGACUUCCACAUCUUUCGCCGCAAAGACAGUCCCAACAUAUUCCUGUUUAAGCUUGGGGGUGUCACGGCGUCCUUUACCGCCUCGGUUGGGAGUCUGUUUCUCACAGCCAUCGAUCGAUAUAUCUCAAUCCAUCGUCCGCUGGCCUACCGGCGCAUCGUGACGCGAACCAAGGCAGUGAUUGCUUUCUGCAUGAUGUGGGCCAUUUCCAUCAUCAUUGCGGUGCUUCCACUGCUCGGAUGGAACUGCAUACGCUUGAACUCUGUAUGUUCAGACAUCUUCCCGCUCAUCGACGAAAACUAUCUGAUGUUCUGGAUCGGUGUGACCAGCGUCCUUGUGAUUUUCAUCAUCUACGCAUACAUGUACAUCCUGUGGAAGGCCCACCACCAUGCGGUUCGAAUGCUAAGCCGGACCUCGCAGAAAAGUCUGGUGGUUUAUUCCACGGAUGGCACCAAGGUCCAGACCCCCCGACCCGAGCAAGCUCGGAUGGACAUUCGCCUUGCCAAGACGCUCGUUCUCAUUCUGGUGGUCCUGGUGAUCUGCUGGGGUCCCUUGCUGGCCAUCAUGGUCUACGACCUUUUCUGGAAGAUGAACGACGACAUCAAGACGGUGUUUGCUUUCUGCAGCAUGCUCUGCUUGCUUAACUCCACCGUGAACCCCAUCAUUUAUGCACUGAGGAGUAAGGAUCUGCGCCGGGCCUUUUUGGCCACCUGUCAAGGCUGCAGGAGCAGCAGCAUCACGCAACAGUUGGAUAACAGCUUGGAGUCAGACUGCCAGAAUCGCCACCUGCAGAUCCACGCCAACCGGGCGGCCGAGAGCUGUGUCAAGACCACUGUGAAAAUAGCCAAAGUGACCAUGUCCGUUUCGACCGACACUUCCGCCGAAGCUGUCUAAUGCCCUAGAAAGUUCUGGGGCAUGAAAAAGGGAAGGAAUCAUAAAAGCCAUGUGCUAAAUAUUUUGGCAUGAAAGUGUGUCCAUAUCAAGUUCAGCUGUGGCUCACAAGGGAUCAAGGGGAACUGAUACCGACAAUAAUAGACCAAGGGUUUCAAAUGCAGCACAAAAAAAUGGGCAGUUCAUUCGUUUCCAUUGUUGGAUGAUGUGUGCCAUCAUGGCAUAUUAGUAUUAAAGUGCCAAAAUCCGUUCUCCUGAUGUGAGAGCAUCCUUCUCAAUCAUGGCAUCCGUUCUUGUAUUGGGAUUCCUACCGUAUUCUUUGUGCCAUUUUUCCUCAGUCAUAUCAAUCACGUGUGGAUGUCGUUGAUUGUCCUCAUGAAGGCUUACUACAGUAUAUUUUUAUACUUUGGAAAAGAAAAGAAAAAUCAGGUUCUUGAACAAUUCAAUCUUCUCUCAUUGGGACAAGGGGCUAUCGAUCUUUUUUUCUUAUGAACAUGUUUAAAGAUGUACUGUAUGUAGAUAUUGUAAAUAUCUGGUAAUACACUGUACUAUAUGUAUAAUCUGUUUAGUAGUGCUCAAAUACGAAUCACAGUUCUUUCGAUAUCUGUUAAAUCGAGUCUGUUAGUGAUGGUAGUAAGACGUUCAUAUAGUGAAAAAUUGGCGACUGUACUCCGGAACAAAUAUACAGUAACAUGAAGAGUGUAACUUGAAUAUCGUUCAUUAUUGUGUUCAGUCUUUAUUUAUGUGGUGUUGUUUAGAGGAUUCUUAUCCCAUUGUUGGUUUUGGGUCUCCUCACUUAUUCUGACUGUUUCAGAGGGUUUUCUUUUCCUUUUUUUAAACCAUGAAUCGACUGUUUAGAAAAAAAAAAAAACGUGCUGUACGCUUUGAUGGACUAAUCCAGGAGGAAGAUCAUGGUAAAUCACCAUUGCCUAGCCAGAACAAAGAAUACUUUAGGAGCUGAGAAAAGACAUGGACAUCUUGUGUGUGAAAUCUUGCUAUUCAGUAAUAACAAUAUUAAACUGUAAUGUGGUGUUAUUCCUUGUGGUUUCUGUUACUGGUGUGGCCGAAAAAAAAAAAAAACAUUAAAAAAAACAGGCCAGUUCCUGUUAUGUCUUUUUAUGCAGAAUAUAGCAUAAAAUAAAAAAUAGCAGUCUCUGGAAACAUUUUUCGGGUUCGGACACGAGACUUCGAUAGUUUUAAACGGCAAUACCGAUAACGAUAGUGACAUGUAAAAAAAAAAAAACGUCAGAAAAUAAAAUAAAACAAUCCAGCUGUACCAUGUUUCAUGUAUUGUGGUAUUGAUAGUGAUGAACUCAAUCUGAUACUGUUAUGUAUAGCAUUUUCUGUUUCCUUGGGGGGAAAGAAACCUUAAAGUUAUGGUGUGCUGGCUACACCUUGGAUAUAAAUCAAUCACAGCUGCAGUCGAGUCCUGAGAUAUAUAUAGAUAUAUAUAUCUUUCUUUUUUUUCUUUUUAUAGGUAACUUUCCAAAGUAUGGUAAAUUUUGAAUUCCUAUAGGUUCAGAUUAAAUCUAGUCACAGACUCAGUUAAUAAUUCUACAGUAUAUUAAAUAGCACCUGAAAUAGUUAACAAUUUGCACAAUUGGACCGAAUCCCACUAGUCCUUUGAAAAGAUUAAUCUGCGGGUUAGAACUAGUCAUAUGUAAAUCCGAAUCUUGGCGCAUUUUAUUGACAUUGACAUAUCGCUUGAGCCGCCAUUUACCGCGAACAUUUACCUCGUUGCUGACUUUUCCCUGCCAUCGUUAUGUGUGUGGAGUGGAGAUUAAACACCACCAAACCUUCAAAUGGCUUUUGUUCCAAAGUGGCACAUGAACAUCUGAUACCAUUGACGCUAUGACAACUUGUAAUUAACACUUUGCAAUGUGGUCUGUUUUAAGGUUUUCAAUAAAGUCACAACUGACCAGA
Molecule: messenger RNA, 3866 nt
Organism: Silurus meridionalis
Lineage: Eukaryota; Metazoa; Chordata; Actinopteri; Siluriformes; Siluridae
Gene: cnr1
Product: cannabinoid receptor 1
Exons: 2
Coding region: 531-1946 (471 amino acids)
Biological process (GO): G protein-coupled receptor signaling pathway
Cellular component (GO): membrane
Molecular function (GO): cannabinoid receptor activity
Source: RefSeq, a predicted model, not a curated record